AUGGGUUUGUUGCAACCCGUACCCCAAACCAGGCAAAACCUAGAGUCACCCUCCUACCGACCCGGUACUCGAUGUUCUUACCAUUCGGGAGUGGAAAGGCAUGACACUGAAGACAGUUGGACUCUCAAAAGGGCAAUCCAAAACUUAAUAGAGCAAAAGAGAGUAGUGCUGGAAGAUGAAGAAGUCCCCAAUGUGACCAACAACCCAUUGUCGGCCCACAACAACGGUCCAAUUAUUGGGAUGAUUUGUGAAGAUAAAGAGUUUGACCUAGCCCUGAAAGCCAUCAUUGCCAUAGCCGAUGUGGGAAAGAAGCCAAAGGCUGCCGCAAAGCAAGAUAAGGGGGAGAAAGAAGAGAAAGAACAAUUGGCAUUGAGUCCUCCUAAGAGGUUCGAGCUGAACAAGGGACCCAAGAUGUAUGUACCCAAAGGGACUUAUGUGGUGCGGGGACCAGUAAUUCCACCCAGGUUGAACGAGCCCGUGAUCAUUAGCCGCACACCACAAAGGCCUAUGAAAGACCCCACUACAAUCCCCUGGAACUACAACAGAGCAAUUGUGACAUACAAAGGGAAAGAAAUUGUAGGGGAAGUAAAUGAAACCAACCCAUCUAGGAAGUACCUUAAUCUGGAAGAAGUGAACAAUGCCAAACAAAAGUGCUUCCCACUCAAAAAACCUGUUAGUGCUGAAGAAGCAGAGGAGUUCUUCCAAAAAAUGAAAACUGUGGACUACGAGGUAAUUGACCGACUAUGGAAGUCUCCCACUCAGGUCUUGCUUUUGCCUCUACUUAUAAGCUCAACUAAGAAUCAGAAAGUGUUGAUAAAGACCCUCAAUGAAGCUUAUGUUCCGAUUGAAUCCACUGUCGAACAAUUGGAAAGGAUGACAGAAAGAUUCUUCGCAGUCAAUCAGAUUUCCUUUAGCAAGAAUGAUUUGCCCCCAGAAGGGGCCGCCCACAACAAAGCGCUCCAUUUGACCGUUAAAUGUGAGGGGUAUUAUGUGAAAAGAGUCAUGCUGGAUGGCGGAUCCAGAGUUGAUAUCUACCCACUCUCAACUUUGCAAAGAAUGGAGAUUGGGACUGAGAGAAUCCGGCCUAACAAUGUCUAUGUGUGUGCCUUUGAUGGCAUAAAGAGAGAUACCAUAGGCGAGAUUGAAUUGAUUUUGACUAUCGGUCCUGUGGAUUUCGAAGUGACAUUUCAGGUCAUGGACAUGGAUACUUCCUAUAAUUUUCUCUCAGGAAGGCCUUGGAUCCAUACUGCGGGAGCUGUACCUUCUUCCCUCCAUCAAAUGGUGAAGUUUGAACACGAAGAUCAGGAAAUUGUGGUUCAUGGACAAGCAGUCAAUUUACCAAGACCCGUCAAUCCCAUGUCUCGAAGCUAUGGAAGGUAG
This is a messenger RNA of Nicotiana tabacum (common tobacco), 1380 nucleotides long. RefSeq lists its product as uncharacterized. The record is from RefSeq and is a predicted model, not a curated record. NCBI's taxonomy places the organism in Eukaryota, Viridiplantae, Streptophyta, Magnoliopsida, Solanales, Solanaceae.